GGACACGGAGCGUGUCCCAUUGUACGAGCUGCUCUCGAACCCGCGGUUGUUGCGGCGCAACCCUGUUUAAAUGCGUGAUUCCUGUAAAGUUGUUUCGUCUCGUUGUCGCCGGUUCACCGCCUGAGAUCCGGGUCCACGCGCGAAUCUGACCGAGCAAGCAGCGCGUUGUGAGCGGGGCAAGCAGCGGCGGGUCUCCCCGGAGGAAUUAGUUGGUUGUCGGCGGCGGAGCCACCUUGCGGUCCCGCUAGCACCGGGGCUAGCUUACGUUUGCGGCGGCUGUUUGUGCAGCGUGAAUCUGGUGGAGAUCCGCAGGGAAACAUGAGUCUAACCGGACACGGUUGUGUUUCCAAGUGAGUCACCGGAGCUUGGGUAAAACACCGGGGGCCUCUCGGCGCUCGAACCGUAGCCGUUAGCCGAGCUAGCUUGUGAGCUAACACCACCGGGUUGUCUUUCACAAAGGGGGGCAGAGCGUGAACGGUAGCCGUGGUCGUCCACCUGACGCCGGCUGCUUAACCGACCUCAACCGGGCUGUCGUAGCGCGAGAGCGAGCACUCGACCCGGUCCAGGAUGAACGGGUUCAGCACGGAGGAGGACAGCCAUGACGGACCGCCCGCGCCGCCGUUCUACGGGCAGAGCUGCUGCCUGAUCGAGGACGGGGAGCGCUGCGGCCGCUCCGCUGGAAACGCCUCCUUCAGCAAGAGGAUCCAGAAGAGCAUCUCCCAGAAGAAGCUGAAGCUGGACAUCGACAAGAGCGUGCGACACCUCUACAUCUGUGAGUUCCACAAGAACUUCAUCCAGAGCGUUCGCAACAAGAGGAAGAGGAAGACCAGCGACGAUGGAGGAGAAUCUCCGGAUCAUGACGUGGAGGUGCCUGAGGUCGAUCUCUUCCAGCUGCAGGUGAACACGUUGAGACGCUACAAGCGACACUACAAGCUGCAGACCAGACCUGGACUCAACAAGGCCCAACUGGCAGAGACGGUGAGUCGUCACUUCAGGAACAUCCCGGUGAACGAGAAGGAGACGCUGACGUACUUCAUCUACAUGGUGAAGAGCAGCAAGAGCCGCUUGGACCAGAAAGGAGACGGCGGCAAACCGUUGGACUAAAGCUUCCCGACGACAACCGCAGCAAUCGACAGUGAUCUAAACCCACGGUGACAAACAAGCAUUAUUGAAGCUGGACACCACUAACUACAGCCACCACCGCUAUGACAAGCUCCUCCCACAAUCCUGCGCCCCACGCCGCCUCCGCACCAGACAGUGACUCUCUCCGUCCUCAAAGGACGCCUCACAGAGCAGGAGGCCGAGGGAUUCGGGAUGGGACGAGUUUCGCUUUCGCCCAUUUCGCCCUUUUCAGAUAAACCCCAGUCCGUGCACAUGUUGUCACGCCCAUCGAUCCUCUCUCUCCUCCGCAAAAAGCCGAGUCCCUAAAGACUGUCGAGGACCAGGACGCCGCGUCUCACGCUGUAAUGUAACUUGUCGAUAUGUACAAAAGGAAUCACGUCCGAUUUGAAGUAACCUGGUGGAAUGAAAUGUACAAAAUUAGCUGCCUUAAGUGUGAAAAGCAAAACACGUUUUGGUAAUUUUGGGGGGUUUUCUUUUUUUCUUCUCUUUGCCGAGUUGACUGUUAAAACACGUUUCGCCAUCCACGAGGAAACGCUUGUGCCAAACAGAGACCGAGAGAAGAGUGUUGGUGAUGAAUGAGGCUGAGAGGGAGGGUUUCUCUUCUUUUUUUUAAUGUGAAAGAACGAAUGAAUUGUAGGAAAGUGGAGCCGCCGUCACUGAACUCCCGUUGAGCUCACAAAACUGGCAAAGUCUUUCACACUCUAAAAUGAAGAAGAUGCAUUGAACGACCGUGGUGAAUGAAGCAGCAUUUGGCUGCGAGCCACUCUUCUCCUCCUCCCUCGUAUAAACACACAAGGAUUCAUUUCUCUGAGCAUUGCAGGCGGUCGCAACUUCCUUUUUUUUAAAUACAUAUAUAUAUAUAUAUAUUUAGUUUCCUUCUUUUUAGUUGAGCCACAAUUCUAUUGGUUGUAUAAAGUUGUUUCUUGGAGAUAUGAUUUAGUUUUUGUUUUGUUUCUCAGCUAAAAGGAAAUGUGUGUGUACUUGUACUUCUGUCUUUGUGAGGACUUGUUUCACCUUUUGGAGAGAGCACGUCUCAGCCGGUCCUCGUGGAUUGAAAAGGCUGUUUGAGGGUUAAUACUUGAUAUUAGGGUGAUGUUAUGGUUUAGGCGUUUAUUUGUGGUAGUAAAAGUUAAGGGUAGUGGGCUCGAGUGUUUUAUGUCAACAAGUGUCCUCAGACAAGAUGGAAGUACAAGUGUGUGAGCGAGUGUGUGUGAAACGGGGGAAAGAGUCAAUACUGGCACCUUUUUAAUAUUUAAGAGUUUAUAGUUGACGGCCUCUCAACUCUUGAUUUGAAUCUUUUCCAGCCUGGAUGUAUUUCAAGAAGCUGGAUUGAUGAUUGUAGAUUGUUCUUUUGUUUUCUUCCCGUAGUCAGAAUGUCACGCAGCAGAGCUCAUUCACUUCACAGUCACUCAAAGUCACUUCAAUUACCCACACUCGUAGAUAUUAGUCCUCCAGAACUGAAUGGCCACUUUCUUGACCCAUGUCCCAUCCUGCCUCUAAAGCUCUGUGGAAAUCUGUCCAGUGGUUGAAGUGUAAUCCUGCUGUCAGCUGCAGAAAUCUGUUUCACAGGGAGUCUUCAAUGUUCAACAGGUUGAUGCAGAACUGACACUGUCCCUCUGGCUCAUGUGUGUAGCUGAAUGUCAUACGUGUCCAAUGUGAAUCUGAUCUGGCUCCAAAACUGCAUCACAACCAAACCGGAUCCUAAUAGGUUUCACAUUUGUACGUAAACAGUAACUCUGCUAGUUUUGGCUGCAACUUAUGAAUUAUUUUCUAUUUAAGUGACCUGUCACUCGUCCAGUUUGUAUGAAGUCCUCUGCAGAGCCGAAGAAUCACGUCUCUGUCGAACUUUGCCGUCAGCUGUUCGACUGGGUCUUUUUAAUUUUCACCAAACCGCAGGCAGUGAUGAGAGAUGACCAGCAGGUGGCCUCCUGUGACCCUGUUACCGUUACACAUGAUGAAUUUGAUUUAUUUAAAUCCUCCGUGUUUUAACGCUUGACCUCCGUAAUCUGUUUCUUUUCUUUCUAAAUGAUGGCGACUCCACGAGCGUACACACUGUUUGAGCUUCUUCGUUCUUUUCUUUUUAUCUCGUCAUCUUUUUGUCGCGUUAUAUUUAAGUUGACCAGGUUUCAUUUUGUUAGUGUUUGUAUUUUUUCAGUUUUGGCUUGUAGGUUUUUUUGUUAGUGUCAUAUAGAGAAACACCUGACUUUAUUAACUCAUAGGCCAUGCCACAUUAACCUAAUUAUUGUAUUAGAAAAAAACAUAUUUAAAUAUGACUGCUUAUUGCUCCUGAUGAUGAUGAUAAUAAUUAUAAUAAAUGUAUUGUACAGGCAGAAUCAAAGCUCUCGUGUCUGUUCAUUCACAGAUUCACCCACAGUCUCACAGGAGGUUCAUGUUUCUCCUGCAGAUUUUAACAAACACAUUGAAAUGAUUUUUGAAAUAAAACAGUUUUAGAAUUAA
Messenger RNA from Platichthys flesus (European flounder), 3579 nucleotides. RefSeq names its product sap30-like (gene sap30l). Lineage: Eukaryota; Metazoa; Chordata; Actinopteri; Pleuronectiformes; Pleuronectidae. The transcript has 4 exons. The record is from RefSeq and is a predicted model, not a curated record. Gene Ontology annotation, molecular function: protein binding; transcription coregulator activity. Bases 568 to 1104 code for a protein of 178 amino acids. Gene Ontology annotation, biological process: regulation of DNA-templated transcription. Gene Ontology annotation, cellular component: histone deacetylase complex.